Molecule: messenger RNA, 1418 nt
Organism: Saccoglossus kowalevskii
Lineage: Eukaryota; Metazoa; Hemichordata; Enteropneusta; Harrimaniidae
Source: RefSeq, a predicted model, not a curated record
GCCAACCGUGACACUCAAGAUCUCGCGAGAACUUAUUAUCUGGCAUACUGAUGUUAAUGUUUAAACUUGAUAAAGUUGAUAAGAGUGGAAAAUUCUAAUCAUAUUUGUGGGUGACCUCCCUUGAGCGUGUUGCCAUUUUAUUACAAGUUACUCCAACACUGAGUUUAUCCAAGUUAAUCAAUAAUUUUCAACAUGAAGUUACAAGUUGCCAUAGGAUUAGUUAUAUUCGCUGUUAUUACCCAUCAUACAGUUGAAAGUUUGGAUUGCCUACAAUGUGUUGGAGUAGGUUAUAAUGACUGUGGUGGUAGAUGGGGGCGAGAAGACGAGAUGGGGGCUAUGCCCUGCCCUCCUGAGUUCGAAUGGUGCUUUGUAGCAAGAGAAGAUAGGGAAGAAGGCAGAUACACCCACGUUGCGUAUGAGCGUGGUUGCAGUCUCGUGUCUCGCGGUAACUACUGUGAUCUCGGUGAAGAAAAUGGCGAAGCACUGAACACCUGUUACUCUUCUUGUCAACAAGAUGGCUGUAAUCGUGACAACGGAUCUACUACACUUCAAAUUUCAGCGUUCGCCGCGUUUUUGACUAUUUUUGUAUUUGCUAUAUUUGUGUUUUGAGCUGAAAUUAUUGACACUCGGACGUUUUGAAAUCAUUGUGCAAGCUCGGUUCUGAACAAAUACAUUUCCCAGAAAAAAAAAUCAAGAUAUAAUAACACAUCAAAUGUAUAUACUAGUAGCUUGUGUUACGUGUAUGAUUGCGCAUGAGCAGACAUCACUUGUAUGUCGACUCGACGUCUUAUGAUUUGUGCCCUCCGAUGGUGGAAUAAUUUUGUAGUCUAAUACACAACCCCACGAAGCAUACGUGACUGUUAUCACCACUCAUUGUUUUAUGGGCAGUUUGUAGACCUGACAUGAAUAUGUAGAUAUUACUUGUGUGAUUUUAAAAUGAAUGUGACGCCAUCUUUGAAAUGAAAUAAAUAUUAGUACAGGUAAAUCGUUUUAAAAGUUGUUAUAAAAGUUGCCAAUUCAUGGUUUUGUCAAAAUAUACAUUUAUUGUGAUCUAAUAUCAUAUUUUAUUAAUAGCCAUUGACUGUUAACAUCGCAAUAUGAAGAUUAUUCCUGUUUGUAUAAGUUUAGUUCACUACCGAUGUGUUUUGUAAUUAGUCAUGAAUCUGUCAUGAGUCUGUCACGUGACUGUGAUCAGUCUGUCAGCAGAGAGUCGGGCCUCCACCAUGUGUAUUUAUAUUUUUAAACACAAAGUGAAGGGGACAUUGACGCACUAGUACGCUCAUCACAGAAAUAUUCAUCCCAAAUCUAGGACUGUGUUAAAUAAUAUAUCAUAAACAAAUUGUCUUGUUGUUGUCUGUUAUUUUAUUUGUUUUCGAUAUUCUAUUUCAUUAAAGUACUGUAAAAUACUUUAUUUUCGC